AUGAGCAUGCUGCCCGACCCUACGGCCGACCUUGAUUGGUCAGGCUAUGUCGGGGCCAUCCACGAACACUUCCAUCGCAACGCCCAGAAGACGCCCGAUGCUCCAUGCGUUGUCGAGACGCGGUCGUCCACGACCCCCGAGCGCAAGUUCACAUAUCGCCAGAUCUACGAGGCUGUCAAUGUCCUCGCCAGGCAUCUGCACGAUGCCGGCAUCACCAAUGGCGACGUCGUCAUGAUCUGGGCCCACCGCUCAGUAGACCUCGUCGUCUGUCUUAUGGGUGUCUUGCUCUCCGGUGCGACAAUGACUGUCCUCGACCCAGCCUACCCUCCUGCCAGGCAAAAGGUCUAUCUCGAGGUUUCGCAACCACGCGCCCUUAUCAGAAUCGGCCGCGCCACAGACGAAAACGGCCCUCUGGCGCCGCUUGUCCAGGAAUACAUCGACCAAGACCUCUCGCUCAAGGCCGAGGUUCCCGAGCUGCGCCUCCUCGAUGACGGCUUCCUUGCCGGCGGUCAGAUUGACGGCAAGGACAUCUUCGACGCUGUACGACCAGAAGCUGCGACGCCGCCACCCACCCUGGUGGGUCCCGACUCAAACCCGACACUGUCCUUCACCUCGGGCAGCGAGGGCCGGCCCAAGGGUGUGCUUGGUCGGCAUUACAGCUUGACCCGGUACUACGGCUGGAUGGCCAAGCGCUUCAACCUGAGCUCGGAGAGCAGAUUCACGAUGCUUUCGGGUCUGGCCCACGACCCAAUCCAGCGUGAUAUCUUCACGCCUCUAUUCCUCGGCGCGCAGCUGCUUGUGCCCGCUCGCGAGGACAUCCAGCACGAGCGACUUGCCGAGUGGUUCCGGGAGCACAAGCCCACCGUCACACAUCUUACGCCUGCCAUGGGUCAAAUUCUCGUCGGGGGUGCUUCUGCCGAGUUCCCGUCAUUAGAGCACGUCUUCUUUGUGGGUGACGUUCUGACAACCCGCGACUGCCGCGUGCUGCAGAGGCUCGCCGAGAAUGCCAACAUCAUCAACAUGUACGGCACCACGGAAACACAAAGAGCCGUCAGUUACUUCGAGGUUCCCUGCCGCUCAAGAGACCCCGAGGCGCUGGGCAAGCUCAAGGACACCGUCCCUGCUGGCAAGGGUAUGGAGAACGUCCAGCUUCUCGUCGUCAACCGGGAGAACCGCGAGCUCUGCAAGGUUGGCGAGGUUGGAGAAAUCUAUGUCCGCGCAGCUGGUCUUGCUCGUGGCUACCUUGGCGACGAGGCGAUGAACGAGAAGAAGUUCCUCCUGAAUUGGUUCGUCGACAACGAGAAGUGGGUAACCCAAGACAAGCAGGCCGACAAGGGCGAGCCCUGGCGCAAGUACUACUCCGGCCCCCGCGACCGGCUGUACCGCACAGGUGACCUUGGCAAGUAUCUUGAAACCGGCGACGUCGAGUGUACGGGGCGCGCCGAUGACCAGGUCAAGAUUCGUGGCUUCAGAAUCGAGCUCAACGACAUUGACAGCAACCUGAGCCAGAAUGCGCUGAUCCGCGACUGCAAGACGCUCGUGCGAAGAGAUCGUAACGAGGAGCCCACGCUUGUCAGCUACAUUGUUCCCGAGCUCUCAGAGUGGAGCAAGUGGCUCGCGGUCCGCGGCAUUGAUGAUGUCGACGAUGAGGGUCUCGAGAUGGGCUCUGUCACCGUCUACCUCAAGCGCUUCCGUGCCAUGCAGACAGAGGUCCGUGACCACCUCAAGUCGAGACUGCCGGCAUACGCUGUGCCUACAAUCUAUAUUGUCCUCAACAAGCUGCCGCUCAACCCUAACGGCAAGGUCGACAAGCCCAACUUGCCUUUCCCCGAUGUAGCAGAGCGCACGGAGGAGGCAUCCGCAGAGGACUUGAAGAGCUGGGAGUCCAUGACCAAGACGGAGCGCACAAUCGCCGAGAGCUGGGCCAGCCUGAUUCCAGGUCUCAACCCCAAGACGAUCAGACCGGAGAACAACUUCUUUGAUCUUGGUGGUCACAGCUUGCUGGCUCAGCAGUUCCUGCUCAACGUGCGCAAGCAGUUGGGCACAGACGUCUCGAUUAACACUCUGUACCAGUUCCCCAGUCUGGCGGAAUUCAGCAGGCACAUCGACAACAAGGCCAGUGGCACCGAGCAAGCAUCCUCGGGCGAGGCUGCUUACACCAAGUCUGUGGACGAGCUCAUCAAGACCCUCCCAGCCCAGUACCAAGCGGCGGAUCCCGACGCCAUCUAUGCUCAGGAGAGCAUCACAGUCUUCCUGACAGGUGCAACUGGUUUCUUGGGCUCGUACCUGAUCAAGGACAUCAUGGACCGUGAAAAGAAGAACAUCAAGCUCAUCGCCCACGUGCGUGCCAAGGACUCCGCCGCCGGUAUGGAGCGGCUGGAGCGCUCCCUGAAGGGCAACGGCGUGUGGCAGGAUGCCUGGGCAUCAAGACUGAGCUGCGUUGUGGGCGACCUCGCCCAGCCCAACAUUGGCAUCGACGAUGCCUCAUGGCAGACUCUGGCCAAGGAGGUCGACGUCGUCAUCCACAACGGCGCCACGGUGCACUGGGUCAAGCAGUACAAGGACAUGAUGGCCGCCAACGUCCAGUCCACGAUCGACUUGCUCAAGCUCUGCAACGAGGGCAAGCCCAAGCUCUUUACGUUUGUCAGCUCGACCAGCGUCCUCGACACCGACCACUACAUCGACCUGUCUCUGCAGCAGACGCGCACCGGGCAGGACGCACUUCUCGAGUCCGACAACAUGGAAGGCAGCCGGACUGGUCUCGGCACGGGCUACGGCCAGACCAAGUGGGUGUCUGAGCAGCUGUCACGGGAGGCCGGCCGGCGCGGCCUGCGCGGCUCCGUCGUGCGCCCAGGCUACAUCCUCGGCCACUCGGAGACGGGCGUGUGCAACGUCGACGACUUCCUGAUCCGCCUGCUCAAGGGCUGCAUCCAGCUCAUGUCGCGUCCGCGCAUCAUCAACACGGUCAACGCGGUGCCCGUGAACCACGUCGCCCGCGUCGUCUCUGCGGCCGCCCUGACCCCUUUGCCCUCCACGCCCUCCGCCACCACCGACGGCGGCGUCAACGUCGUGCACGUCACGGCCCACCCGCGCCAGCGCAUGAACGAGUACCUCUCGAUCCUCGAGUACUACGGCUACAAGACGCCCGAGGUGAGCUACGACGAGUGGAAGGCGACGCUCGAGAAGUUUGUGUCGGCCGGCUCCAUCGAGAAGGACCAGGAGCAGCACGCCCUCAUGCCCCUCUUCCACUUCUGCAUGAACGACCUGCCCAGCAACACGCGCGCCCCCGAGCUCGACGACCGCAACGCCGUCGCCAUCCUCAAGGCCGACGCGGACCGCUGGACCGGCGUCGACGAGAGCUCCGGCAACGGCAUCGGCAAGGAGGACAUUGGCCGCUUCCUCAGGUACCUCGCCGAGAUCAAGUUCAUCAGCCCCCCGACCGGUCGCGGCCGGCCCCUGCCCGCGAUCGACGUCGACAUCGUGCAGGCUACAGCGGUGGGAGGCCGUGGUGGGUUUUCUUAG
Messenger RNA from Microdochium trichocladiopsis, 3522 nucleotides. RefSeq lists its product as uncharacterized. NCBI's taxonomy places the organism in Eukaryota, Fungi, Ascomycota, Sordariomycetes, Xylariales, Microdochiaceae. The transcript is spliced from 2 exons. Gene Ontology annotation, biological process: L-lysine biosynthetic process. The record is from RefSeq and is a predicted model, not a curated record. Bases 1 to 3522 code for a protein of 1173 amino acids. Gene Ontology annotation, molecular function: L-aminoadipate-semialdehyde dehydrogenase [NAD(P)+] activity; phosphopantetheine binding.